Molecule: messenger RNA, 1680 nt
Organism: Monoraphidium neglectum
Lineage: Eukaryota; Viridiplantae; Chlorophyta; Chlorophyceae; Sphaeropleales; Selenastraceae
Product: Rae1-like protein
Exons: 7
Coding region: 1-1680 (559 amino acids)
Biological process (GO): signal transduction
Cellular component (GO): cell surface
Molecular function (GO): protein binding
Source: RefSeq, a predicted model, not a curated record
AUGCAGAAGUGCAUGUACGGGGCCGACCCCGCGCCCAUCCCCUGCGGCGCGUUCAACAGCGACGGCAGCAUCUACGCGUACGCGGUGAGCUACGACUGGAGCCGUGGCUUCCAAGCCUACAACCCCUCAGCCAUGCCGGCCGCCAUCCUGCUGCACGCCACUCAGGAGAGCGAGGUGGGCGUCUGGGAGCCCACGUGCUUGGGCGGCUUCUAUUGGGACUCCGCCACGGCCAAGUGCACGGCCUGCGGCUGGGGCUACUACUGCACGGGUUCCGUCGGCGGCGUCGUCAACCGCGUGGAGUGCGUGAACGGCACCACCACCAAGUCCAUGUACGCGAGGUCCCCCGGCGACUGCUUCGCCAAGGCCGGCUAUGGUUGGGUGCGUCCCGGCAACACCGCCGGCAACGCUGUGCAGUGCCCGGCCGGCACCUACAACCCCAGCGGCUUCACCAAGGCGCCCGCCAGGGCGGUUGCGCCGGGCGCCGUGCCCUGGGGCUGCCGCGCGUGCCCGGGUGGCCUGACGACCGUGGUUGCUGGCGCCAGCUCAGCAAUGGCGUGCACGGCUGCAAAAGGGUACUACUUUGAUGCUGGCAAGGCGGUGCCUUGCCCGCUCGGAUUCUACAAAAACACGGUUUCCAACGAGAAUUGCAAGCCCUGCGCAGACGGCAUCACCACCCAGAAGACGGCGUCGGUUGAGCCCGAGAGCUGCAACCUCCUGGAGCCUGGCUACGGAGUGGAUGCCCAGGGCAACACGACGCCAUGCGAUCGCUACAGCUUUGGCCCCGGCGGCCUGGUCUGGACGCCGGGCACCAGCCAGCCGUGCAUCCAGUGCCCCCAGGGGUCCAUAACUGACACCCAGGGGGCCGUGUCGAUGGAUGACUGCCGCAACCCGCCUGGCUACGGGCUCGACCCCGUCACAAAUGCCUCCUCAAUUUGCCAUGUCGGAUGGUACAGCCCUGGCUGGAACCGCCUCCCCUGCCUGGCGUGCGGCAACGGCUUCCUUACCGAGGGCAACGCCUCCAUCCACAGCGACCAGUGCUAUGUCCCCGCCGGCUACGGCUCUGGCGUAUCCGCCGGGGUGUGGAGCGCCUGGCCGUGCCCUGCGGAUACGUACGCCUCCAACACGGCGACGUGGGGCCUGCAGAGGGUGGACUGCCUCCCCUGCCUUGACCACAUGGGCACGCGCAACCAAACAGCGUCUCAGGGCGAGGCUGCGUGCGUGACCGACCCGGGCUAUGGCUACUACGCAAAAGAGGUCCGCAUCUGCGAGAUGGGAUCCUGGUCGGCCGGCCUCGCCAGGGAGCCCUGCACGGCAUGCGGCCUCGGCAGAACGACGGCCGACGACGGCGCGACGGCGCUCGAGGCGUGCGAGUUUGAGAGCGGCUGGACGGACGGCGGGAACGGCGCCGCGACGCCCUGCCCGCUCGGCAGGUUCAAGGAGCAGCUCGGCCCCCAGCCCUGCGACGCCUGCCCCAAUGGCACCUACACCACGUUUUACGGCGCCAACCUGGUGUCGGACUGCAGCGUGUGCAUGCCGGGCUACGGCGCCCCCGGGGGCAGCAUCAACCCCCUGAAGCCGGCGUGCGCGAUGUGUGGCUACGACACGUACAGCAGCGGGAUGGGCGCCAUGGCGUGCACAACGUGCGGCGCGGGCAUGGUUUCGCGGAUGGGAUUGAUCUGA